Micropterus salmoides (largemouth bass) is the source of this 2191-nucleotide messenger RNA. It is a transcript of the gene kcnv2a, whose product is annotated as potassium channel, subfamily V, member 2a. Gene Ontology annotation, cellular component: membrane; voltage-gated potassium channel complex. The record is from RefSeq and is a predicted model, not a curated record. Bases 5 to 1498 code for a protein of 497 amino acids. Lineage: Eukaryota; Metazoa; Chordata; Actinopteri; Centrarchiformes; Centrarchidae. Gene Ontology annotation, molecular function: voltage-gated potassium channel activity. Gene Ontology annotation, biological process: potassium ion transmembrane transport; protein homooligomerization. The transcript is spliced from 8 exons.
UGAAAUGCUGAAUUCAUCAACAUUCUUUUUAUUUGUGAAGGAUCUGGGUAGAGACAUCUACGAUCUUUAUGCUGAGUAUGGAGAUGAGGAAGAGGAAGAACAAUUCCUGGUGUCUCCCUCCCGCCUGCAGCGCUCUCCAACCAAACACUUCACUCUCAACAUCAACGUUGGUGGAACGGUGUACCACUUGUCCUACAUGUUAGCUGCCAGGUAUCCCAAGACAAGGAUUGGCCGGCUGGCCACAUACACAAACCACAGCAGGAAGUUGGACCUGUGCGACGACUACAUCGUCCAGAGAAACGAGUUCUUCUUUGACCGGGACCCUAAAAUCUUCCACAACAUCUUCAACUUUUACAGAACCGGAGUGUUGUGUAUCAAAGAUGAGCUGUGUCCGCGCAACUUCCUUGAGGAGAUAAACUACUGGGGUGUUAGAAUCAGAAAUAGUCAACGCUGCUGCCGCAUCUCCUUUGAAGAGAGGCAGGACGAGCUGAACGAGCAACUGAAAAUACAGAGACAGCUGAUAGCAGAGGUGGAGAUGGAGGAGAACGAGGCGGUAUUUCACGGCAUGGCCUUCGGACCAACCCGAAGGAAAAUCUGGAACCUGAUGGAGAAACCGUUCUCCUCGGUCUCUGCCAAGCUGAUGGGGGUCGCCUCCUCCAUACUUGUGCUGGUCUCGCUGGUCGCCAUGACGCUCAACACUGUGGAUGAGAUGCAGUACAAGACGCCGUCGGGCCAGCCCAGUGGCAGAUUCUACGGCGAGUAUGUUGAGACGUUCUGCAUCACCUUCUUCACCCUGGAGUACCUGCUGCGCCUGGUGUCCACCCCCGACCUCAUGUGUUUUGGACGCAGUGUCCUGAACACCGUCGACCUGAUCGCCAUCCUGCCGCACUACCUGCAGAUGGUCCUGGAGUGCUUCGAGGACGACGACAUGCAUCUGCACUCGGGGGACAUUGAGACCGUGGCUCGUGUUGGAAAGGUGGGUCAGGUUCUAAGGAUUAUGCGUCUGAUGCGAAUCUUCAGGAUACUGAAGCUGGCUCGUCACUCGACAGGCCUCAGAGCCUUUGGCUUCACACUGAGACAGUGCUACCAGCAGGUGGGCUGCCUACUGCUCUUCAUCGCCAUGGGCAUCUUCAUGUUUUCAGCCAUGGUGUACACUGUGGAGCACGACGUUUACAACACCAACUUCACCUCCAUGCCGCAAGCAUGGUGGUGGGCCGCUGUGAGUAUUUCCACAGUUGGCUACGGCGACAUGUUGCCUGAGACCAACUUGGGCCGAAUCUUCGCCUUCGCCUGCAUCUCCUUUGGCGUCAUCCUUAACGGCAUGCCCAUCUCCGUUCUCUACAACAAGUUCUCCGACUAUUACACAAAGCUCAAGGCUCACGAGUACACCGCCGUCACCAAGGCGCGCGGGAAGGUGCACUUUGCCAGGAGGGCAGCAAAGAGGUUUGCCGAGUGCUGCGAGGACACCGUUCAGUCGAGGACAGCCCACCUGCAGUGAGCCAGGUUAUAGAUUUGCAAGUCUACGGUAAGAUUUGUCUGAAAGGCAGGAGUGGCAGUCAGGAUGUGAUCAACACAGCAGAGACGGACAUUUUAUGGAGUAGUGGGACUGGAAAUAAGCCAGGGACAUUCUGUACAGGCCUUCAUACCAUUAAUAGGACCAUGACAGGAAUCAUGGCAGUUUGAACCAAUAACCUGCCAAGAAAUCUCCAACUCUCUGGACCUCAGUUAAAACACUUUUGAGUUCAAAAUGUCACUCCACGUCCAGGGUCAGGACUGUUAUUGUUCCUGAAGGGACAUUUAAUUAUCCUUUAUCUAUCAAUCCCCUCUGUCUGUUUGUUCCUGUUCUGCCUCUGAACUGUGCAGGUGUGGUGUAAAUACAUGUUGUUAAAUGUGUUUCUUUCAUUUGCCAAAAUGUUAUAUACUCACCCAUUUACUCUUAUUAAUCGACAUAGAUUUUUCCAAAGCUGUCUGUAACAUUAUUGUCACUGACUAUGUACUCGUGCUCCAUCCGCCAUCUAUCCAUAAGUCUCUAAAGCUCACAAGUAAUCCAGGACCCAGGAGAUAAUGACAACAGGACUGAAAUAAAUCAUAAGUUGACAUCUGGACAGUGGAUAUUAGAGCUGUUUAUCUGUCCCAUGUGUUUCCCUCCAUCUAAUAAUAAACCUAUGUCUCUUUAUCUUGUCGCCAUAAA